UGCAAACAAACCGAAAAUCAGAAGGUAGCCGGGCUAGUUAAUUGCUACAGUUGCUAAAGCCAGAAAACGACACGGAAAGUUUUGUGAGUUUGCUAACUAGUUCCAUCAUAAAAUGUCUUACUGGAUCUGCUGUAACUCCUGCUUCAACCUCCCGGGUCCUGACCGCAAACUAGCUGUUACCACCUGUGGUCAUGUCAUCUGCAACGUGUGUUUUCAGAAAGCCAAUCAAGGGGAGUGCAUGAUAUGUAACGCAACAUGUCAAGUUACUCCUCUCUCAGACAAAAGUAGUGCAGAAGUAAAGGCCCUCUUCUCUGACAUCAAUUCUGUAGCAACCAAACACUUAACAGAGAUAAGCAAGGUGUUACUAUUCCAGGCAAGGCACCAAAAGAGGUUGUUGGCGCAUUCCCAGCAGAGGAAUGAAAAGUUAGAAGAAGUUUUACUCAAGAUGAAGCAAGAAAUGCAGCAAAUGUCCAAGAAAAUGACAGAGCAGAAUGCCUAUAUUGCCAAGUUGGAGAGCACUCUUCAGCAUCAAAGUGCAAAAGCAGCUUCUACAUCACAGCUGAACCGUAGUUCUCACAAUGCUCGUUCACAUCAAAUCAAAUCAGAUCAAAUGCAGAUACCAUUCAACUCACCCAUGUCCCUCUCUCGCUUCUCAUCUACUACAAGUCUGGCAGAAAACAUGGAGGUGGAUAACAGAGGUCUGUUUAAGAAACCGGAGCUCUCUGGAAGUGUCCAGAGGUUGUCCUUGAUCAGCCCUCCACAGGACGGCCGGAUGGGUACCGUCCCCCAUCGAUCGACCAAUCAGAACACCCUAGUCAACCACUCAGCUCGCUCGGCCACUGUCAGCCGCCUGGCGGAGUUGCAGAUGACCCCUAACUUGCCGUAUCGUAGGAACACAGGGUGGGAGACGCCCGUGUUCAAGCCCCCGUCAGCCUACAGACACUCCUCCAUGUCUUCUCUGGUCAUGUCCUCUCUGGGGGUCACCUGCCCUCCACCGUAACACCGCCAAGAGCCAGCCAUCACUACGGCACAAGGAGACGUCUCUGAUCCACUUCAAUGCCCUCCACGAGUGACUUAGCUAGAGUAUCAAAUCACCUGGCAAUGGUUGAACUCUCCACCGUGGAGAGAUGAGCUGUGGAAUAGGUAGUGUUGUUCAGAAAUUGAGCCCCCUUCACACAGGGUUAAGAAGAGUUUGGAAGCUGUGGUCUGUUGAUUGUGUGUGCAGUGUAGCGUGUAUAUUGUCAUUGUAAUGGAUUACAUACAGUAUUACAGUAUUACUUGUCACAGUAACAAAUAAAAUUUAACAAACCAAUCAAA
Salvelinus fontinalis (brook trout) is the source of this 1317-nucleotide messenger RNA. RefSeq names its product probable E3 SUMO-protein ligase RNF212. NCBI's taxonomy places the organism in Eukaryota, Metazoa, Chordata, Actinopteri, Salmoniformes, Salmonidae. Gene Ontology annotation, biological process: reciprocal meiotic recombination; protein sumoylation; homologous chromosome pairing at meiosis. Gene Ontology annotation, cellular component: synaptonemal complex. Gene Ontology annotation, molecular function: SUMO transferase activity. Bases 113 to 1000 code for a protein of 295 amino acids. The record is from RefSeq and is a predicted model, not a curated record. The transcript has 12 exons.